AUGGGUAACAACUCUAACGGAGCUGCGCCUACGCCGCCUGCACCGCCCAAAGCAGCUCCAGAUUUUCGUCCCACCAAAGAGAGAAUCAUGCGGCGUAUCCCACACGGCGCAAGACCGACCGCCAGAGCUUCACUGCAGAGGACCCUUUUACGAGUGGCGAGCCAGAACGACAGCAGUUCCUGGCUAAAGUUGCUAGCGUUUGCCCCUAACGCUCUUCGGCUUCCUGCUAAAACGAAAUCCGAGCGCGCUGUUUCCUUGGCAACAGCAGUGAAGAAAAAUCUGGAUCUUUUCGACCGCGACAUCGAGAUCCCUGCUUCACCACCCCCGCCACCCCUGAACCCCAAGAAGAAGCGGAACAGUCAGGAUGAUCUCGUUCGUCAAGUCGGUCUCAAAAUUGACGACGGAUCUGUCUCUGGCGCAAUGCGUGUUAUUUCGUCUACGGAUUCGGUCGCAGCUGUUAAUGCGGAUGUUCUCGAUGAGCUCAGGACGAAACACCCUAAAUGUACGCCCCCCAUUAUGGCUCCGCUCGACCCUGGAUCUGCAGCGCCACCUAUAUCUGCCGCAGACGUUUUUGCAGCAAUUCACAGCUUCCCACGAGGUUCUGCCGCUGGGCCAGACGGUCUGCGGCCGCAACAUCUUCUGGACAUUGUAGGCCCAAAAAUGGAUGUCCACAGCAGUCAAUUCUGUGAAGCUCUGGCAUCUGUGCUAAAUAUAGUUGUUAACGGGAAGAUACCGUCCGAUAUCCGUCCGACCUUUUUUGGGGGAAAACUGAUUGCCCUGCGCAAGAAAGACGGUGGCCUACGUCCCAUUGCGGUUGGAUUGACGCUGCGCCGUAUAGUUGCAAAAAUUGUGUGCACUAAAGUGGCCGACCGUGUAACCGCCACCCUCUGUCCACUGCAGCUAGGAUUCAACAUUCGUGGUGGAGCAGAGGCCAUUGUCCACGGAACCCGAAAAUUCGCCGAGUCUGAUCCUGAGACUGUAAAAGCUAUUUUGAAGAUAGAUUUUAGGAAUGCGUUUAACACAGUUUCCAGAGAAGCCGUGCUGAACGCCGCUCAUGCACAUUUCCCGGAAUACAGUGCAUUCCUACAGUCAGCAUACGGAUAUCAUUCGUCUCUGUUCCUGGACCAGUAUAAUUUGUCAUCUGAAUCCGGUGUACAGCAGGGAGAUCCAUUGGGACCAUUACUAUUUUGUCUAGUUCUGCACCUUUUAGUGAUCACUCUUACCACGGAGCUCAACGCAUGGUUUUUGGAUGACGGGACGUUAGGCGGUUCUCCUGCUAGUGUGCUGGCCAACUUUGAUCGGAUUAUUGCAGAGGCACACUCCAUCGGGCUGGAUGUCAACAUUGCCAAGUGUGAAUUAUUUGUCUGCGGAGGGACAGAAAGCAACCAACAGCAUGUGACUGCUGAGUUUAAUGCAUCCGGUUUCUUCCCCGAUCCGUAA
This is a messenger RNA of Paramacrobiotus metropolitanus, 1440 nucleotides long. RefSeq lists its product as uncharacterized. The transcript has 2 exons. The coding region runs from base 1 to 1440 and encodes 479 amino acids. NCBI's taxonomy places the organism in Eukaryota, Metazoa, Tardigrada, Eutardigrada, Parachela, Macrobiotidae. The record is from RefSeq and is a predicted model, not a curated record.